Molecule: messenger RNA, 1872 nt
Organism: Paraphaeosphaeria sporulosa
Lineage: Eukaryota; Fungi; Ascomycota; Dothideomycetes; Pleosporales; Didymosphaeriaceae
Product: tRNA pseudouridine synthase-like protein
Exons: 3
Coding region: 1-1872 (623 amino acids)
Biological process (GO): tRNA pseudouridine synthesis; mRNA pseudouridine synthesis
Cellular component (GO): nucleus
Molecular function (GO): pseudouridine synthase activity; RNA binding
Source: RefSeq, a predicted model, not a curated record
AUGGCCUCUGAGAACAAUCGUCGCAACGAUUCGGGGGAUCACGACAGAAAGCGCAAGCGCGACGACCGCGACGGCGGGCGUGGACGUGGGCGCGGGCGCGGCGGCAGGUCCCUACAGCACGGCAGCCAUCAACAUAAGAAAAGAAAUAUGGGGCGUAAGGAGCAUCACCGCGAUCAACUAGACAGGCGCGAGCGCAACGCAGAAGAACAGGAGAAGAAAAAGCGGAAAGCAGAAAGUGGUGAGAAUGAGGCUCCGGCGCUGCCAUCGGCAUUUCCCGCGGACGAGGUCGACGCUGAAGAACGACGUCCCAAGCGCAAGGUCGCCGUUAUGAUCGGGUACUCUGGCACCGGCUAUAAGGGCAUGCAGAUCGACAACAAGCAGAAGACCAUCGAGGGCGAUUUGUUCAACGCCUUCGUCAAGGCGGGUGCGAUAUCCAAGGCGAACGCCGACGAUCCGAAGAAGUCGUCGCUAGUGCGAUGCGCGCGGACUGACAAGGGCGUGCAUGCUGCAGGAAACGUCAUUUCGCUCAAGUUGAUCAUCGAGGACGACGAUAUUGUUGAGAAAAUCAAUGACAAUCUAUCUGAGCAGAUCAGAGUCUGGGGCAUACAGAGGACGACCGGAUCUUUCAGCUGCUACCAAGCUUGCGACUCGCGGUGGUACGAGUACUUGAUUCCCACGCACACCUUCUUGCCUCCGCACCCAUCUAGCCAUCUCGGAAAGAAACUGGAAGAGAUUGCGGCGAAAGAAGGCGAUCUGGAAGAGUAUCGGAAGCGCCAGGCUGAGGUCGCGCAUUUUUGGCCCGAGGUAGAAGAGAAGCACAUCAAGCCAAUUCUGGAGACACUUGACGACUCGAUACGGCCGCUUGUAGAAGAGGCCUUAUACAGCGUCGAUGCGGUUGACGCUCCAAGAGACGACGAUCCCGCCAUCGAAGCAGCCAUCGAGACCGAGAAGGCAACUGAACCCACCACGGAUGCAGAGAUGACCGGCACAACAGACAAGCAAGCUGGGCAAGCGGAGAACACAGCUUCGAACGAGCCAACAAGUCAAGAAGUCAAGGAUACACUCGACACCAUCCAGAAACAACAGCCCGACCUCAACCUCAACUCCGAGACCGAUGGCGCAAUUCCCCUCCCCGAAACCGACGUCAACAAGCAAGCUCUCGAAGCCGCCGUCAAAGUCCUCAAGAAAGCCUACCUCGAUGCAAAGAAAGCCUACCGCAUCUCCCCCGAGCGCCAAAAGCGUGUCCAAGACGCACUGAACCAGUACGUUGGCACGCACAAGUUCCACAACUACACCGUCCAGAAGAAGUUCAACGACCGCUCUGCGCAGCGCUACAUCAAGAGCUUCAAAGUCGAGGACAAGCCCAUCAUCAUCAACGACACAGAGUGGCUGUCCCUCAAGGUGCAUGGCCAGAGCUUCAUGAUGCACCAGAUUCGCAAGAUGGUCGGCAUGGCAGCGCUGACGGUGCGCUGCGGGACUCAUCCCAAGAUCUUCCAGCUGAGCUUCGAGAACAACGUCGUGCGCAUCCCGAAGGCGCCGGGCCUGGGCCUGCUGCUCGAACGCCCCGUGUUCGACUCGUACAACGAGAAGCAGGCCAAAUCGGCGGGCAGGGAGAACAUCGAUUUCAAGAGAUACGAAAAGCAGAUUGAAGACUUCAAGGAGCGCGAGAUCUACCAGCGCAUCUUCAGGGAGGAGGCGCAUGGGAACCAAUUCAACUCCUUCUUCACGCAUCUGGAUAACUACCGCGAUCCCAUCUUCCUGUAUCUCACGUCGGGCGGACUGGCAGCAACGAAGAAGCUGAACAACAAGUCCACGGUGCAAGACAAGUUCGAAGAGUCGGACGACGAGAAUGCAUCGGGAGGUGAGGGCUGA